Hippocampus comes (tiger tail seahorse) is the source of this 2028-nucleotide messenger RNA. RefSeq names its product lymphocyte antigen 6 family member pge (gene ly6pge). The record is from RefSeq and is a predicted model, not a curated record. Bases 852 to 1208 code for a protein of 118 amino acids. Lineage: Eukaryota; Metazoa; Chordata; Actinopteri; Syngnathiformes; Syngnathidae. The transcript has 3 exons.
CAUGCAGUGUGACUGCAUGUGUCUACAUUUCUUAUAGGGUUAGGUGCAAGUUUUAUGCACUGUUUUGAAAUUCUGCGUGCUAUUUGGGGUUAAAAAAGUGCCAUAUUUGGAAUUUUUUCUUGUUCUUGAUCAGUGUGAGAAGCGAUUAGUUUGAUGUGUUUGUUUGUACUGUACGUAAAGUACAGAUAAGGCACAGAUUUUGGACAUUAUUAUUUUUGUCAAAUGGUGCAUCUUUUCCUAACACCCCCCGCCCCCCAAAAAAAAAAAACAGGCUAGUUGGAUCUUUGUACACUUAUGUGUUGGAAUUGCACAUAAUAACUAAGAUUAUACAUUUUAUUUUUGGACUUGAAAAACAUGUAUUUUUAAUGGACGAAUUAUCAUUAAAUUGAUGAAAACCAAACAUUGUUCUGUGCAUGUAUAUAGUUGAUUUAAUAAUUUUAUUUCCGGUAUCGGGUGUCUGUUUGUCAACAAAUCUAAUGAGACAACAAAGUACAAGGUCUUGGAAACUUAAUGAGUUUAGAGAUGCACUCUUUAGUGGUCAGCCACAGUUCAGAGAGGGAUGAAGUAGGAAGCACUAACACCGGGGAUGGGUGUGGCUAGAGGAAAGCUAUGGGAACUCCUGGAUGGAACUCCACUACUGCACAUUGUGUCCGUUUGAGGAGAUACAGUAACUAGGAAAGUCAGAACAGAGGGGGCCAUAUUGAGGGCCUGCUAAUCUUGUCUGCAUAAUAUUAUCUUGUCUGACAGAUCAGAUUAAGUUUCGUAAAACUGUCGGGGGUAGAUUCUUUGGUGGGGGUGGGAACAACCUGCUUUUCGUUUUAAGAUUACAAGGACGUUGACGGGGCACCACCAUGAGAGCUUUGUUGUCCUGUUUGUUGGUCCUGCUUUGCGUGGUCUUGCUCACAUCAAACGGCAUGGCUCUCCAAUGUUACACGUGUAUGGGCUCAAAUAAUGAAGACUGCAACCGCCAAGGCUCCAGAACAUGUCCCAGCUACUCUGAUGCCUGUGCCGUGGUGGUGGGCCAAAACAGUGGGGUGAUGAAGUCCUGCUCCUACAAGUCCUUCUGCAGACAAGCUAACAGUCAGAGCUAUAGAGUUCACUGCUGCUACAGCAGCGACUGCAAUUUCACAAACGCCGCCGACCGGCUGCACCCGCUCAGCUAUUUCUUGUUGAUUUUAACUUGGUUGUCCCGCUGCUUUUUCUGGUAGACCUUGAAAACAAUGACUUUAGCAAGUAUUUCGACUGUGGUUGCAGCUAAAAUAUACUCUUCAGCAUACUUACUGUACUACCAUUAAAAUGCCAUUGACAGAUAUAUUUACAACAUGUGUUGUUGGGAAGAGUUUGUUUGAAGUGUGCCGGGUUGGAUUAUGCACACCACAUAAGAUUAAAGCCAUUAAGAAGAUCUCACGUGGCUCUGGCGUGUGCCUUUUCUUAAGCCGAUAAGAUAAGAAGGGAAGUGCUGAAAUAUCAUGUAACAAACAUUUACCUGGUGUUCGCACGGGAAUUGAAGCGGACAGCGAGAGCGUUCGGCAUGUUUCACAGGCGUUGAUAAAAAUGAAAUAAUUAGUACAAGUUGGUUGGUGUGCCAUCACAUCAUCGACUCACGGUCGUUUAAUGAGCUAUUUCGGAAUGUGGAGAGAUAGUCAUUAGCACAAACUGCAAAUCCACAUAAGCCUUUAACCUGUAACCAGGAGUGUCGCACGCAUGAGGCUUUUACAGUCAGUGAGAGCCAUAAAUGCUGUACAUACACAAAACUGGGUACUGUAUGUGCAUCCACUGCCUUCGCCAGCAGUGUUUGUUGAAACACUACAAACACAAAGCUACACUUAAAUACUGAAAGCACAACUGUUUGUCAAUCAAUAAAGCAGAUGCAAGUAGUCUCUCUCUCGACCUAUGUAUAUUCUACAAAACAGAAUUUAUAGUGGAUCAGUGCUGCCGGAUGAUUGUAGAAUUGUACGGCAUUAAUUCAAUGCCCAGUAAAUGCUGUGUUCAUGUUUGUAAUGUCUUCAUGAAUAAACGACAUAUUUA